CUCUCCUUUUCGUGCUGCCUCUCUGCUCUGUCACCCUCUGUGUUCUUAACCAAAACCAAUAACUCAACUCUUAACCCCUCACCUAACUACGCCGCAAAACGCCCCCCAUCUCCCGUCCUCAACUUCGCGGGGAUACACACGCAUGGCCCGUUAUUGCGGUAGCCUUAUUUCGCACUCGCGCUAGCGAGCUCUAAUAUUACAAAAGCCACUUUCUACAGAUUACAGCCAUCGCAUGCGACAUUCAUACCGAUGAGUGACAUAACCACGACGGCGCCCGCAGAGGUGCCGACGUCGGCGUCGCCAUCAUUAUCAUCAUUGGCGUCGUCGACCUUGACAUCGGCCGCGGCGGCGGCGACGAGUAGUACGAUCGAAGAAGGACCGGGUUCAGCCCAGGAAGCGACUGGUAUUAGCCUCGUUGCUUUUGUGACUGCUUUGGCCGCUUCGUUGGUUGUCUUCGGCAUCCAGACGGGCUUUUUCUUAUUAUUACGGAACAAGUUGGUCAGGAUAUUCAAACCAAAAACAUACCUAGUACCCGAACGAGAACGUACCGAUUCACCCCCCGCCAACCAUCUGGCCCUGGCGUACAAGCUCAUGAGCUUCGAGGAUCGCGAAAUCAUCAAGAAAUGCGGUCUCGACGCCUACUUCUUCCUGCGCUACCUACAAACCCUCCUCAUCAUCUUCAUCCCCAUCGCCGUAGUGGUAAUCCCGGUCCUUGUUCCUCUCAACUACAUUGGCGGCCUGGGGCGCGAAGUCGUCGUCAACAAUAGCACCGAAGGCGAAGAAGCCGACGCCAGCAUCCCCACGGGAUUGGAUACGCUAGCAUGGGGAAACGUCGCUCCAAACAGGCAAAACCGGCGCUGGGCUCACCUUGCUCUCGCCCUCAUCGUCAUCUUGUGGGUCUGCGGCGUCUUCUUCGCCGAGCUGAGGGUUUACGUCAAGAUCCGCCAGGAUUAUCUAACCAGCGCCGAGCACCGCCUGCGCGCCUCGGCGAACACGGUGCUCGUGAGCUCCAUCCCCGAAAAGUGGCUCAGCGAGGAAGCCUUGAGAGGCCUGUUUGACGUGUUUCCCGGAGGCAUUAGAAAUGUCUGGCUUACCCGGGACUUCACGCCGCUCCUCGCCAAGGUCCACGAGCGCGACGCCAUCCACAAGCAGCUGGAGUCGGCCGCGAGCGAACUGAUCCGCAGCGCGAAGAGGUCUCAGCUCAAAAAGGAGGGGGAAAAUGGCAUCAUGCACAGGAUCAAGGCCGUCACCACGGAGAACAGGGCCGACAGAGCGCAGCGCUCAAAGGCCGAGGACGACGAGGCUCGGAGACGCGCCGAAGGUGCCGGUGGUCUGAGUGCCAACACGCCACACGUCCCCCAGGGCGUGCACGAGGCGAUUGCCGACACGGACAGCAGGAGCGACAGCGAUACCGAUACCCAAGGAGAACCUGAGGAAGAGAAGCGCCGGGGGCGCGGGAACCCGCUCGCUAAGAUUGGGGAGGGCCUGGGCAGAGGGGCCGGCAAGGGCGCUGCUCUCGCCACGGGGGCCGGCCUAGGCAUCCUUGGGGGGGCGAAAGCCGUCCGAAAAGGCGUCAAUCAGGAGCUGGACCGGACUGCUGGUUUCGAUUUUGCGGUCACGGGAGGCCCUCAGGGACCGCCUUCCAUGACGACGCUCGACCCGGACUCUCCUAAGCGGGACUACGGUGCGGACGACGAGGAGAGACCCAAGAUGUCGUUUACAUCGCAAGCCCCGUUGACCAACAACGCCCGCCAUGCCCACACCUCGUCCGACGCCUCAGACCCUAACAAGGAAGGUCCCGAACCUAAACUUUUCGGCAACACAGUCCGCCGUGCUACUAACAUGGAGGAGAUGAUCGUUACCGACAAGACGCGGUGGUACGAGUUCUGGAAGCCGCCCAGCGGAAGCUACGCAUCCCCGAUCCCCCAGGGCGCUGAGCAAGGCGAAUACCCGUGGAAGAAGAAGAAGUCGUUCUGGGAACUUGUCAAAGACGCGAUUCCCUUCGUGGGCGCCGAUAUCCCGCCGAUCGACUACCCACCCGCGUAUACGCACGAUUACAAAAAGCAGCCAGAGGACGACGCGGAAUGGAGGAAAUGGCUCGAGCCAAGGGAGCGCCCGCACCACCGGAUUGCCAACUUCAAGUGGACCCCCGCGUGGUUGCCCGCCCUACCCCUGAUCAACAAGAAGGUGGACACCAUCUACUGGUGCCGCGCCGAGCUCGCCCGGCUGAACUUGGAGAUCGAAGAGGACCAGCAGCGACCCGAGCGCUACCCUGUCAUGAACUCGGCCUUCAUCCAGUUCAACCACCAGGUCGCCGCCCACAUGGCCUGCCAGUCGGUUACCCACCACGUCCCGAAGCAGAUGGCGCCCCGCAUGGUCGAAAUCUCGCCGGGCGACGUCCUCUGGGACAACAUGGCCAUCUCGUGGUGGGGCGAGUGGCUGAGGAGCGCCAUCGUCUUCGCCCUGGUGUCCGCCAUGGUUGUUCUCUGGGCCUUCCCGGUCGCCUGGACUGCCUCGCUCUCCCAGAUCGACGCUCUGGUUCGAAAGUACAACUGGCUCUCGUUCCUGGUCGAAAACGAGGUCAUCAACAACGCCAUCAAGGCGGUUGCCGGUGUCCUGCCCGCCCUGGUCCUGUCCAUCAUCCUGGCGCUGGUGCCCGUCUUUCUGAAUUUGUUGGCCGAGUUCCAAGGAUCCAAGACCGGCUCGCGGAAGACCGAGACGGUCCAGAUCUACUACUUUGUCUUCCUCUUCGUCCAGGUCUUCCUGGUCGUCUCCAUCGCCUCCGGUACCUUCCAGACGCUCGCCAACAUCUCCAAGGACUUCACGACCACGCCGAACGUCCUAGCCGAGAACCUCCCCAAGGCGGCCAACUACUUCUUCGCGUACAUGAUUCUGCAAGCGCUCUCGACGAGCUCGGGAACGCUGUUACAGAUCGGAACGCUCCUCGUCUGGUACUUCUGGGCCAGGAUAGUGGACAACACGGCGCGGGCUAAAUGGACGCGCAACACCCAGCUGCCGACCGUCCAGUGGGGUUCCUUCUUCCCGGUGUACACCAACUUUGCGUGCAUCGCGCUCAUCUACUCCAUCGUCGCGCCCCUCAUCUCCCUCUUCGCCAUCAUCACCUUCAGCCUGCUCUGGGUGGCGCACCGCUACAACAUGCUCUACGUCACGCGGUUCAAGACCGACACCGGCGGCGUCCUGUACCCGCGGGCCAUCAACCAGACCUUCACGGGUUUGUAUGUGAUGGAGCUGUGCCUCAUCGGCCUCUUCUUCAUCGCCGAGGACGAGACGGGCAAGAACGUGUGCUUCCCGCAGGGCAUCGUCAUGGUGAUCGCCCUCAUCCUCACCAUCCUCUUCCAAUACGUGCUCAACUCCUCCUUCGGCCCGCUCUUCCGCUACCUCCCCAUCACCUUCGAGGACGAGGCCGUCCUCCGCGACGAAGCCUUCCAGCGCGCCCAGGCCCGCCGCCUCGGCCUGCUCGGCGACGACGACGACGAGGCCACCUCCCUCCACCGCCCGGGCACCGCCGACACCGACAACAACCAGCAGCAACAGCAGCACGCAGCAGACGACAUCGAGCUCGAAAAAAUGGCCGGCGCCGGCCGCGGCCACAGCACCAACCCACGCCACCACGCACGAACGGGCUCCGUCCUCAACCGCCUCGCCCCGGUCAACAAGGGCAUCGCACACGCCAGCACGUGGGCCGCGCGCGGCGGCAAACAGAUCCGCGCGGCCACCUUCGGCAAAGCCGAAGAGGGCCUGCGCACGGCGGCGCAGUACCGCAAGACGCGGCGGCAGCGGGACCUCGAGUCCCAGCGCGCCAUGGGCGACGCGCUCUACGGCGGCUACUGCGACGUCAUCGAGGACCUGACGCCGCGCGAGCGCGACGUGCUCGUGCGCAAGGCCUUCCAGCACUCGGCGCUGCGGGCGCGCCGGCCCGUGGUGUGGAUCCCGCGCGACGAUAUCGGGGUCAGCGAUGAUGAGAUCAGGAGGACGAAUCAGUUUAGCGGGUAUAUUUCGAUUACGAACGAGGGGACGGCGCUGGAUAGUCGGGUGCGUGUGCUGUAUGGGCGGAAUCCGCCGGAUUUUUCGGAGGUGGAUCUGAUUAAUCUUUGAGGUGGUGGUGGUCGGUGAGUGACAAUGGUCCUGGUGGGGGAGGGGAGUUGAAGGCGGGGGUGGAUGGAUGAGAUAGAGGGAAGAGCUAGGUGCAUGCAUACAUACAUACAUUGGGAGAGGUAAAAAAUACCCAUGGCGUCUUGGGGUUGGCUUGGGUUGAUUGGUUUGGUUUUGUUUAAUUUAGUUUGGAGAGCAAGCAUCGGAUUCAGUGCAUCUCAGACGGGGAUAAGCAUCGCAUCGCAUCGGCAUUGGGCGUGGUGGAUGUACAUAGAUAGCAUACGCAUACCAGCACCAGCUCAGGAAUAGCAUUGCAUAUAACACCCAACCUCACUUU
Messenger RNA from Chaetomium fimeti, 4450 nucleotides. RefSeq lists its product as uncharacterized. Gene Ontology annotation, molecular function: calcium-activated cation channel activity. The coding region runs from base 250 to 4116 and encodes 1288 amino acids. Gene Ontology annotation, cellular component: plasma membrane. The record is from RefSeq and is a predicted model, not a curated record. The transcript is spliced from 2 exons. NCBI's taxonomy places the organism in Eukaryota, Fungi, Ascomycota, Sordariomycetes, Sordariales, Chaetomiaceae.